This is a messenger RNA of Arthroderma uncinatum, 3033 nucleotides long. RefSeq lists its product as uncharacterized. Bases 1 to 3033 code for a protein of 1010 amino acids. NCBI's taxonomy places the organism in Eukaryota, Fungi, Ascomycota, Eurotiomycetes, Onygenales, Arthrodermataceae. The record is from RefSeq and is a predicted model, not a curated record. Gene Ontology annotation, molecular function: mRNA binding; protein binding. Gene Ontology annotation, cellular component: DSIF complex. Gene Ontology annotation, biological process: regulation of transcription by RNA polymerase II; transcription elongation by RNA polymerase II; regulation of DNA-templated transcription elongation. The transcript is spliced from 5 exons.
AUGUCGCAUCCAGGUAACGACCAGGACUUCGGUUCGGAAGACGAGGACGACUUCAAUCCCGCGCCAGUCGACGGCUCCGAGCCCGAUCUUGACGAUGAGGCGCAUGACGCGGAGGAUACUCGUAAUGGGAGAAGAGGCUUAGGUGACGAUGGUAGGCAAGAGGGACGUCCUCAAAAGCGCAGAAGACAUGGACUCGGUGCUUUCUUCGAAGAAGAGGCUGAGGUUGACGACGAAGACGAGGCCGAGGACGAGGAAGAGGAAAUCGAAAGCGGUUUCGUUCACCAUGAUGACGAAGUCGUCUUGCCGGCCGGUGCAGAAACGGACGAUAGGCGCCAUCGCGAGCUUGACAGAAAGCGAGACAUGGAUGCGACUAUGGAUGCUGAACAGCAGGCCCAAGCCCUUAAGGAGCGAUAUGGCCGAAACCGCGCCGCUGGUGCUGAUCUGGUCGUUGUUCCCAAAAGGCUCCUUCUACCUAGUGUCGAUGAUCCGAGCAUAUGGGGUGUCAAAUGUCGACCAGGCAAGGAAAGGGAAAUCGUGUUCAGCAUUAUCAAACGGAUGGAAGAGCGCCCGCCUGGAUCUCGAAAUCCUGUAAGGAUUAUAUCCGCCUUUGAACGUGGCGGGACGAUGGCUGGCUACAUUUACGUGGAGGCCCGGAAGCAAGCAGAUAUUAUCGAUGCGUUGGACGGAAUGUCUAACAUCUAUGUUAGGUCAAAGUUGACCUUGAUUUCCGUCAAGGAGAUGCCUGAUCUCCUUCGGGUUAAGAAAUCAGAACAACUCACUCCCGGUGGCUGGGUCCGAAUCAAACGUGGAAGAUACCAGGGCGACCUAGCUCAGCUUGAGGAUGUCGAAACAAAUGGCCUCAAUGUUACGGUCAGACUUGUCCCUCGACUGGAAUACGGCCUCAACGAAGAUAGCAACGCACCAACUGGCGACCCUAAGCGAAAGAGGGUGGGAGGAGCUGGCAGUGCAAUCGCCCGCCCUCCUCAGCGCCUGUUCAGCGAAGCGGAAGCGAAAAAGAGACAUUCAAAGUAUCUGUCUGCGACUUCCAGCUUAGGCGGCAAGUCUUGGAGUUACCUUGGAGAUACCUACGUCGACGGAUUCCUUAUCAAAGGCAUGAAGGUCCAGCAUCUCAUCACUAAGAAUGUGAGCCCUCAACUUGAUGAGGUGACCAAAUUUGCCCGUGGUGCUGAUGAUGGAACCUCGAAUCUCGAUCUUGCUUCUUUGGCUGCCACCAUCAAAAAUACGACCGAAGAGGAUGCCUACCUGGUUGGCGACACCGUUGAGGUCUUCACUGGAGAACAGCGGGGUGUAGUCGGCCAAACCGUAUCGACUCGCGGAGACAUUGUUACCAUAAAGGUCCUGGAGGGAGAACUGCGUGGCCAGCGCAUCGAUGUUCCAACUAAAGGUCUCCGAAAGAGAUUCAGUGAAGGUGACCACGUCAAAGUCAUCGGAGGAAGCAAGUACCGCGAUGAGCUGGGAAUGGUUGUCCGUAUCAAGGACGACCGAGUUACCAUCCUCACAGAUAUGACGAUGCAGGAAAUCACUGUCUUUAGCAAAGACUUACGAGAGGCCGAUGAUAUUGGAGUUGACGGCAAACUGGGCCAAUAUGACGUGCAUGACUUGGUUCAGCUUGAUCAAACAACCGUUGGAUGCGUUAUAAAACUUGACAGAGAGUCGAUGCGAGUCAUAGACCAGAACGGCUCGAUUCAAGUCCUGCUUCCCUCACGGGUUUUGGGCAAGAUCGAACAGCGACGACAUGCUGUCACCACGGAUCGAAACGGUUCUGAAAUCAAGUGUGGAGAUACGGUAAAGGAGGUGACCGGCGAGCAGAGGUCCGGCACCAUCUUACAUAUCCACCGAGCGUUCCUCUUCUGCACCAGCAAGGUCGUCGGAGAUAAUGCUGGAAUCAUGGUCACCAGAGCGAUAAACGUUACCACCGUGGCAACCAGUGGUUCUAAGCUGGGCAGAGCCGCCCCAGACCUAUCGAAGAUGAAUCCUGCUCUACAGAAGAACGGGAUGAACGGCUCAGGGAUGCCGCCGCCACGCUCCUUUGGCCGAGACAAGCUUGUUGGAAAGACGGUCCAUAUCCGCAAGGGUCCAUACAAGGGACUUCUCGGUAUAGUUAAAGAUACAACCGAUGCCAUUGCUCGAGUCGAGCUGCACUCAGUUUCAAAGGUUGUUCCAGUUGAAAAGGAGAAUCUUUCUGUCAAGGACCCCGUUACCGGACAGCCCGUUGAUAUCAAUCGGUUUGGCGGCGGUGGCAGAGGCGGCGGACCCAGGAUUCCUCAGUCAAUGGCGACAGGAUCAGCCGGUCCCCAAGACGCCGCCUGGCAGGGUGGUAGGACUCCAAUUUCCAUGGGCGAUUCGUCUCGUACGCCCGCCUGGCGAGCGUCAUCAUCUCGAACUCCCGCUUGGAAUGCCGGUGGUGGAUCGCGCACUCCAGCAUGGAAGGCAGACGGUGCUCGCACUGCCAACCCUUACGACGGGAACAGAACCUCGUAUGGCGGAUUUGGCGGCCGUACUCCCGCCUGGACUUCUGGGACAAAAACUCCCCACGACGCCGGAUCCGGGUUUGCAGGCAACUCCUCCAGCUCAGGCUUCGACGCAUUCAUGGCCGGCUCUCGAACUCCAGGCCAUCCAAACGCGAUGGCUGCAAGCAGCGGCUCCCGCACUCCGGCAUGGGGCCACACAGGAAGCUCCGGUGCUCAUCUAAGUGCCGGCACCGGUAGAGCGUAUGAUGCCCCUACUCCUGGCGGCGACUAUACGGCUCCUUCUCCUGCGCCAUAUGGAAGUGCCCCGACCCCUGGCGCGUCCGCCGCGACUCCACGCGCAUGGCCCGAUAAUGCGCCAACGCCCGGUGCUUCGACGUUUGCUGGAAAACGCAUGGAUGGAGAUGCGUACGAUGCUCCUACUCCUGCUGGCGACCAUCGACCGUACGAUGCACCCACGCCAGCAAUCGGAAUGGGCUUCCCCGCGACUCCUGGUGCCACAGAUGAUGCGCCUCGGUAUUCAGAGGGAACUCCCAGUCCAUGA